Anarrhichthys ocellatus (wolf-eel) is the source of this 3824-nucleotide messenger RNA. RefSeq names its product v-ral simian leukemia viral oncogene homolog Aa (ras related) (gene ralaa). The record is from RefSeq and is a predicted model, not a curated record. Gene Ontology annotation, cellular component: membrane. Lineage: Eukaryota; Metazoa; Chordata; Actinopteri; Perciformes; Anarhichadidae. The transcript is spliced from 5 exons. The coding region runs from base 424 to 1044 and encodes 206 amino acids. Gene Ontology annotation, molecular function: GTP binding; GTPase activity. Gene Ontology annotation, biological process: signal transduction.
CCACUGCCCUGAAUCUGUGUUUAAUGCGCAACCACGAUGCAAACUGAUUUAGGAAUUGCAGCAUUACUUAAAAACUGUUGGGCGAUGUUUGUAUUAGUGAGAAAUUGAUGUGACAUUCAAGCAGGGUGUUUUCUGGUUCUCUCUCAUGCAGGCGGGCGUUGUCAGACGGAGCCAAGCCCACAGAACGUGCAGUCAGUCCGCUGCUAAGUCUCUGGAGUUAGCUAUAGGGAGCUAGCCAUGAGCUAACAAGCAGCUAGCUCAGUCUCCUCAUAUUGCCACCAUAAUUCAACCGACGUACCAAGGUGAACAACCGUCUAAUAUACCGGAAUUAUCAUUCGGCAGCUGGAUUUUAAGGUCUUCAUUUCACAAUCCUUCCCUUCACCUUGAACCGUCUACCUUCUCGCACUCUCAGCACACAGAGCCAUGGCUGCUGCUAAGCCGAAAGGGCAGAACUCUCUAGCCCUUCACAAAGUGAUAAUGGUGGGCAGUGGAGGGGUGGGGAAGUCGGCCCUCACGCUCCAGUUCAUGUAUGAUGAGUUUGUAGAAGACUAUGAGCCCACCAAAGCAGACAGCUACAGGAAGAAAGUGGUGCUGGACGGAGAGGAGGUGCAGAUCGACAUCCUUGACACAGCUGGACAGGAGGACUACGCCGCCAUCCGAGAUAACUACUUCCGCAGCGGCGAGGGCUUCCUCUGUGUGUUCUCCAUCACAGAACUGGAGUCAUUUGCAGCAACAGUUGACUUCAGAGAGCAGAUUCUGCGAGUGAAGGAGGACGAGAAUGUACCCUUUCUCUUAGUUGGUAACAAGUCUGAUUUGGACGACCGACGGCAGGUCAGCGCUGACGAGGCGAAGGCCCGCGCCGAGCAGUGGGGCGUGUGCUAUGUGGAGACUUCCGCUAAAACCCGCGCCAACGUCGACAAGGUGUUCUUUGACCUGAUGAGAGAGAUCCGGGCGAGGAAAAUGGAGGACAGCAAAGAGAAGAACGGCAAGAAGAAAAGUAAAAGUUUGGCCAAGAGAAUCCGAGAGAGAUGCUGUAUUUUAUAGUGGUGGAAGAGAGCAGGGGAGCUGCUUAUGUACAUAUACAUUUCUCAGACUUUUGCAUUUAUUUUGUGCCCAUACCUGACCAUGACUUUCCGUUCCUGGCUAACAGGACAUCUGACCCGCGUGUCGGAGAAUAGUAAGGUGGCACCCCAUACACCACUCAUAGCUCUAACUUUUGAUGUGCUGACACUCCAAAUACUUUAUGUACUCUGACCACAUCACAGGGUGUAAUAACUGGAUGGUGUUUGAUUUAGGCCUAAGCUUGACAAGAGGCUACGCGCGCCCCCCCCCCCCAAAUGUUACCAAACCUUUCAUUGUAAAGUUUGACGUGUUUAAUAUAUUCAGACUGUGCAGUUCAAAAGAAAAAGACACAAAUGAGUGUCAGCGCUGAGGUUUAAAUGGGGACGUUGGGUAGGAAAUAUAAGUGAAGAGACUCGGUGUAGUGUCAACCCAGAAUUCAUCAAGUGCAGCCAAGGAAAUGUAGUUUGCACCGGUGAAUCUAUGAAGCAUUUGAAUUGAUAGUUCGUUACUAAGAGCCGACAUUUGAUGCCAUUCCCAUUUGUUGUUUUGCAGCUCAAUUCUUCUAAGUGGUAAGGUUGUGAACACUUAUUCUUCCUUUUCUUGUCCUCUAUCAUAUCGACUAGUUUAAGUUAUAAGUGCACUAGUGUUUCCUUUUUCUAUCCCCUUCGCGUCACUUUGUUGAGUCCUCUCAAAUGCACAAACAUUGCUCGUUACCCCGAAAUCUGUGAGGGAUUUUGCAACACUUGAACUUUUUUCAUUUCAGAAGUUUUACCUCGCUUGGCCUUUUUUUCUUUUUCUUCCUGCGCUAAAGGAAUCCCUGGUGCUCCUGAUAAAAGGCGAUUCCAUUUACCUGCUGUCGUUAAACACAUGACGUUAAAUAAAUUGCUUACAGUCUUGUAAAGAUUUAUUUUGCCAAUUUAACUUUUCCUGGCUCCGAUUUUUUUUUUUUUUUUUUUUUUUUUUUUUUUUUUUAACUUUAAUGUAUUUCUUAAUAAGGAACUCAGUGUGAAUUAAUUAACGGACCGAUGAGUUUGAAGGCAUACAAUGUGAAAAAUGAAUGCAGGCUCGAUAGAAGUCCAAAAAACAAAAGUUGCUCUCAUACACCAAAGAAGUAUGCUAGCUAGUACAAACAAGUGCCCACUUAUUACUGGAAGUGAAUGACGACUCGCUAUAGUGAGCUUCAAAAGGAAGCGCUGCACUGUUUGUGUGAAAUCUAUCUUUGUCCAACUGAAGGCAAAAGUUGAGGAACUUUAAUGGUGAACGGCCUGGGAAUGAAAUGCAAGGUUACGGGCGAUUUAGUAAUUCAUGUACAGUGCAUCACUGUUGCCUCACUGUCCAUUGUGAAUGUGAAUAUCCCCCCCCCCCCCCCCCCCCCCCAUACCCAUCCUGUUGCCUGUAAUCUUAGCCUGCCAGUGAUGUGCAGAGUUUAAAGGCCAUUGACAUUCUACUUUGUUUACCUUUUGUUCAACGUCUUAAUGUAAUACCUGUUCAUUUCCUCGUGCUCCUCAUGUCGUAGUCAUUUUACAGGCAAGUGAGGAUUAAAGCAGUGGAAACAAACAAUUGGCAAAAUGAGAAUGCUCUACUUGACCAAAACGCACUGUGACGUCUGCCCCUCUGCUCUCUUUAGUUUCCCUUUAUGACUGAGCCGCUUUUUGUCUUUUAACUUAUUUAAAAUAACUUAUUUAUACUGUCCACGUUUCACUCUGAUCCAGUUUAAAGAGUAAAUGUGUGCAUGUGCGGCUCACCAUUUACAUGAAAAGGAUUUCCUCAACCAAUAGGAUGCCCGACACUGGAGUCUAUGCAAAAACAUGAUUGUUGUCUUUGCAAAGAGGAAGAGAACAUACAACUUGGGAGACUAUUCAAACCAGUGUCAGCGCGUUGCACUAGAAGCAUUUAAGCUUCGAGAUCUGACCACAGAACAGCUGCUUUUAUAUUUGAAAACACUGAACAUUGUCUCAUUGAUUCUCUGAGUUAAUACAUUAACACUAAAUAACUCCUGGCUUUGAUUACAGGCUUUGUCUGUCAUACAUUACAUUGUAUGUGUUGUACUUUAAAAAAGACUGUCCGUGGUAUUUCGUGUUAACUGAAAAGCACACAGUAGAGAGAGAUUUAAGAGUUUUAAAGAUAUGUGACUCGGACCCUAAAUGUUGGGAACUCGUGGCAUCAGAAUGUUUAGAAAGUAAUUUUAUUUAAUAUGUUUUAAGGGCUAACCUCCAGUACACCAUGCCACCUGAAAAGUUAAAGUGACGGGCGCAGAAACUGACACACAGAGUAAGGAUCCCAGUGUGUUGAGGCGUACCUUCCUCAGCUUACGGCCAUUACAUUAACUGCUGUGUGUCGCAGAAGCUACCACCAUAGUGCUUGUUUACUCAUAACAUACGCUUGUAGAAACAAACAUUCGUCAUUCCUUUUCUUCGUCUCCAUGUCAAUAUGGCCGAGAUGUUUUCAAUUGCCGAGACUAAAACAGAUAUUUGUGUGAAAGCUUUGAGCAAACUGUCCUACGGGAUAUUUGAAUAUCAUUUUUUGCCUUUUUAUAUAUUAAAAAAAAAAACCUCGGAAAUAAAGAGUAUAUAUCUAUGUCUUUGAUUGGAUGGUUGUAUGUAUGCCAUCGAUUCGAUGUCUCCUUCAUAUUUACUUAUUUUGAACAUAACCACUAAUGUAGCCUGUUUGUGAAUGUAAGAGGUGACGCUUACAUUUCAAUUCAUUUUUUGUUUGUGAGUUACUUGGAAAUGGCAAAUAAAGUGGAUAUUACUAAUAACAUU